ACAAGUGUGGCAAAUAUUUAGGGACGUAGGGAGUACAUGACUUCGAAAAUUUGCUGCCAAAAGUUAAUUUCAGGAAACGGAGUAGGUCCCGACCGUUAAUUUCCAACCGCAAGUCUAACGCCAGAUGGCCCCACCACACGUUUGCUUACCGCUCACCUGCCAUCAACACCUUCUCGGAAUCUCUCACCGGAAAUUCCAUUCCGGCAAUGCAGAAACCGGACUGUACCAGACCGCGUCGGAUGGAAGCGCCGCCGGCGAGUCACCGUCCCGAGCACCUUAUUAUCUUCCUAUUCGCCCUUCGAGUCUCUGUUCCAACAUUUAAUCGUGCAAUUCCCUUCCGUGAAUUCGCUCGAUUUGAUCGCUCCCGCCCUCGGCUUCGCCUCCGGAACCGCUCCCUACCUGUCGCGGUUGCGCGGCGAUUCGAGGAGUUACGGAGCUCGGCGUGAAGGCUCGGUGUUGGAAAUCGGAGAGUGGACUCUGUUCGCCGCUCCUACGCCGUUUAACAGGUUCGUCAUGCUGCGGUGUCCUUCAAUUUCGUUCGUUGGGGGCCAGUUGAUGGAAACUGUAAAGGAGAGGCUGGUGAAAGAGGGAAGUCAUUUUGUGAGAGUCACUAGUGGCAGGAUUCAGGUUUGGAUGAGCGAUGAUGAGAAAUUUGAUGAGAAGUUGGUUUACCAGAGGCUGUGUAUAAGCAUGGAGGAUGGAGGAGUGGUGUCGUUGGACUGGCCAGCGAAUUUGGACUUGGAGGAGGAGCGUGGAUUGGACACCACCUGCUUGAUUGUUCCAGGGACAGCCAAGGGAAGCAUGGAUGAAGAUGUUAGGGGGCUUGUUUGUGACUGUUUGAAGAGAGGGUUUUUUCCGGUUGUCAUGAAUCCAAGGGGAUGUGCUGGUUCCCCAUUGACAACAGCAAGGCUAUUUACUGCUGCUGACAGCGAUGAUAUCUCCACAACCAUUGAAUUUAUUAAAAAAAUUAGGCCAUGGUCAAUGUUUAUGGGGAUUGGCUGGGGUUACAGCGCAAACAUGUUGACAAAGUACCUGGCUGAAGCUGGAGAAGAAACACCACUCAUGGCUGCUACUUGUAUUGACAACCCUUUUGACCUAGAAGUGGCUACUAGAGCAUCUCCCUACUUAGACCAGAAGCUAACUCCUGGACUGGUCCAUAUUCUGCAAUCUAACAAGGAACUAUUUCAAGGGCGCACAAAAGGUUUUAAUGUUGAAAAGGCUCUUCUAUCAACAUCUAUUCGCGAUUUCGAGAGAGAAAUAUCUAUGGUAUCGUACGGUUUCAAUUCCUUAGAGGAUUUUUAUGUGAAAUCUAGUACAAGAGAUGUUAUUGGGAGAGUUAAGAUUCCUCUUCUCUUCAUUCAGAAUAAUGAUAGGUCUGUUCCAUUAUUCUCUGUUCCACAAAGUUCCAUAGCUCAAAAUCCAUUUACAAGCCAGCUUCUGUGCAAUGAGUUUCCAUUUACAGAAUCCGUGAGAGGUAGAUCAACUAUAUCUUGGUGUCAGAAUCUUGCGAUGGAGUGGAUUGCAGCUGUGGAGCUUGCUCUUUUAAAGGGGCGCCAUCCUCUAUUACAAGAUGUUGAUGUUACUAUAAACCCAUCAAGUGUUCCAGCCAUGUUGAUCAGAUCAUCUGAUGGAAAUGUUGGAGUGAAAAAGCUUUUAAGUCUUCCAGAUUCAGAUUCCUUAAAUGGGCCUGAUCUAGAUCCUUUCAAAAAAACAGUUGAGGAAGGAAAUACUGCAGCAGACCAAAAUACAGGCUUCUUGUUGCACGAGGACAAUGACACAUUAAUGUGUGGUUGUUGCGGUGAGGCCAACUCAGGUGAAGAGCAAGCCAUAAGUCAGGAUGAUAGAGGCCAAGUGCUACAAGCUGCACGGGUGAUUAUGAACAUGCUUGAUAUGACUAUGCCUGACACAUUUACAGAAGAACAGAAGAAUAAGGUCCUGACUGCUGUUUGUCAAGGGGAAACGUUGAUGAAUGCUCUGCAAGGUGCAGUACCUGAAAAUGUCCGUGGAAAGCUUGCCAGUGCUGUAUCUGAAAUUGUUCAUAAUCAAGGUUCUAACCUGAAAUUGGAUCGACUCCUCGCUCUCAAACCCAUUCCUUAUGUAGCAUCUUGGGCAAAAUCAUCAAUCCAGGAGAGGGUUGGAGGAGACUCAAGUCCAGAAACUGAAAAUGAGUACUCUCAUUCUUCAGAUGAGGUGAAGGUGGGAUAUUUGCCAAAUGGCUCUAAUAAGCAUGUAUCUAGUGCAGACAAUCACUCUUCAGAACUAGAAGCAGAAGGAAGAGCUUCAGAAAAUUUGCAAAAAUCAGAUUAUACCUAUGAGCCUCAAUCAGUUAAUAGUUGUUCUGAUAUGGGAAAAGACAUGAUUGAUUUGGUACAUAACAAUGAGAAUACGGAUCUUUCUGUCAAAACUGGUUUGGCUUCUGGUAACAAGGGAAAUGAAUCAAAAACAGCAGUUCCACAAAAGGGUUCAAGCUUGCCUGAAAGGGAGGCUGCCAUUGAGAAGAAUAUGGACUCAGAGAAAUACGAAAUACAACAAGACGAUGGAAAAAAUGAGAUGGUCUUGAAUGAAGAGAGUUCUAGUCAGGCAAAUGAAGAAAAUGUUAUUGAUUCUUCUAGUUGUGAAAAUAGUGCUAAGCCAAACACAAAGGAAAAAGCAACAUCUUCUGCAUCUCUGCCACAGGACCAAGUGAUGGAAAAAAUGGACGUUGACAACAUAAAGAGAGAAGAAAAAUGCAUGCAAACCAAAUCAAACGAAAGUAUAUCAGAUUCACCAGUCCCUAGUGCUUCUCAAGCAUUAGAUGCCUUGACUGAAAUAGAUGAUUCGACCCAGAUGGCAGUUAAUAGUGUGUUUCAUGUUCUGGAGGAUAUGAUUACUCGGUUAGAGGAGGGGAAACACGAUGAAAAUAAAAUGAGAAAUUUAGACAAUAAUCGUGAGUCUGAAGAUGUUGAGGAGAAAUAUAGGUAUCCAGGCAUGCCACCUUCUGAUGCUAUUCCUUCAAAUAACCAAUCACACUAUGUAAACACAACUAAAGAGAGGCAUAUGAUUCAAGAUGAAAGUGGUACAGAAACUAAGCUCUCUGCAGAAAAGAAUGGGGGAAAGAGGGAGAACGUUUUGAAUGCAAAACUCUGUGUGGAGGAUUCAGCCAAGUACUUAAAUGCCAUCUCUCAAAAUGUUCCAAUCUAUUCUAUAAAAGAUUUACAAGGUCAUUCUCUUCACAAAGAAAAGAACCAAAUAUCCAAGUCAAAGGAUAGUCGACAGAAAAUCUUGGAGCAUGCCGAAAAUGAUGCUAAUUCUGACAAAGAUGUCACUUCUCAUGAAGGUGGGCAUUCACAACCAAAACCAAAGGAUAUAGACAUCGAACCAUCUUAUGUAAUUUUAGAUUCUGUGAAGCGGCAUGACAAAAUUGAAAAAUCGAAUGGAAAUGUUGAAACUGGUAAUGCAGAAACGGAAAAGUCGUCUGACAUUAUCAGAAAUAUUAUAGUGGACACAUUAAGAAUUGAAGUAGGCCGAAGGCUGAGUUCUGCUGACAUGGAGGAAAUGGAGACUGAACUUGCUAGAGAUGUGGAGAACAUUGCAAAUGUGGUCUCUAGAGGUGUAGGGUUGGAGGACAUACUUGCAUCGAAUAUGCAAUUCUGGGACUGUGAUUUAGAGACAGUUGGUUCCCUUCAUGGGGAGCAUAUAGUACGAGCCAUCUCUUCUGCUGCUCAGAAUACCACCUAUUUGCAAAGAGUAUUGCCAGUUGGGCUUAUUGUUGGCUCAAGUCUGGCUGCCUUAAGAAAAUCCUUUGAAGUAUCUGCUGUUAAAUAUUAUGGAAAAGACAAUGAAAUGAUCCCUGAUCAAAUAAAUCAACGUACAAACGAUGAAAAAGGAUCUGAUAUUGUGCCUCAUUUGAAUACUAAUCAGAAAUAUGAGCUUGAGAGCUCUGGUCUCAAAGCUGAUACAAGAGUCUAUUCGGAAGCUUUGAGCCAAUCCAAAACUGAUUGUAGAGAUGAUUCUGGAAAUUCAAGCAAAUCUAUCAUGGUUGGAGCUGUUACUGCAGCUUUAGGAGCAUCUGCAUUAAUUGUCCGUCAUCAGGGCGACGAGAUUGGAAUUUCUUCCCAUUGCAAUGAAAAAGAAGAUCCAAACAAGGAUAUUCCCACACUUGAUGAUGUGGAUAAACCCCAGGAUAACAUAGUUACAAGUCUUGCCGAGAAAGCAAUGUCUAUUGCUAGUCCUGUGGUACCCACAAAAGAUGGGGAAGUAGACCAAGAGAGGCUGGUGGCAAUGCUUGCAGAGUUAGGACAGAGGGGUGGACUUUUUAGGUUUAUCGGAAAAUUUGCAUUGCUUUGGGGUGGAUUACGUGGUGCCAUGAGUCUAACCGACAAACUCCUUUCAUUUCUGCACAUUGCUGAACGUCCUUUGUUCCAAAGGAUUUUUGCAUUUAUGUGUAUGGUUCUUGUUUUAUGGUCACCUGUUGCUGUACCUUUGCUACCAACACUUGUGUGUUGCUGGACUACUCAUAGCCCAUCCAAAACUGCAGAACUGGUUUGCAUUGUUGGACUCUAUAUCUCUGUUAUGCUACUAGUUACAAUAUGGGGGAAAAGAAUUCGUGGGUACCGAAAUCCACUUGAACGAUAUGGACUGGAUCUGACUUCAUUGUCACAGGCUCAGGAUUUUAUAAAGGGGUUGGUCGGAGGAGUCAUUCUUGUUUUACUAUAUUAUUCGGUAAACUCCCUAGUCGGAAGUGUCCAUUUCCAUAUGCCAAUCACUUUCCCUCCAUCAUCUUCUGCUGCCCUAGCAUCAUUAAAAAUAUUCCGUCAGAUGGUUUUACUAGCUUUUCAAGGACUUACAACCGCAACUGGGGUUGCAAUGAUCGAGGAGUUGAUUUUCAGAUCAUGGUUGCCUGAUGAAAUUGCUUCUGACCUUGGACACAAUCAAGGAAUAAUCAUUUCGGGACUUGCAUUUUCAGUAUUCCAAAGGUCAGCAUGGGCAGUGCCUGGCCUAUGGAUGUUAUCACUAGCUCUUUCUGGGCUUAGGAAAAGAAAGAAGGGUAGCCUGUCCCUUCCCAUUGGCGUACGUGCAGGGAUAUUGGCUUCAAAUAAUUUCUUGAGGAUGGAAGGCUUUCUGGUUCCUGGAUCCAAGUCUCCACCAUGGCUUACCGGACCAUCCUCUUUUCAACCUUUUAGUGGCGCCACUGGUCUUGCCAUUGCUUUGUUGUUGGCUGUACUGGUCUAUCCAAGAGAUACGAAGAAAAUGUCUAGACCCAUGAAGGAUUAAGCAUGCGAGUAUCGAAUUAAGGUCCGUUUGGUAAAAAGGUAUUUGGCUGAACGCUCGAAUCUACUCAAUUUUCUGAAAUUUUAAGCGUUUGUAAAAAUCAAUUUCAGCCAAAUAAGCAAGUCAAAUGCUAUUAUUCUGCUAUGGCAUGUGAUAAGCAGAGUAAGCUGAUUCAUGCUACCAAAAAGGGCUUUUUAUAUGUGCUCCCUUCGUCCAGAUUUAGUUGUCAACUUGUUCUCGUUUGUCCAAAAUUAGUUUUCUACUAUCUGUAUUCAAUGGAGUAAGGGUAGGGUGGUGCUAAAUCCAGUCCAUUUAUAAGAAAUUGACAACUUUACC
Molecule: messenger RNA, 5586 nt
Organism: Cuscuta campestris
Lineage: Eukaryota; Viridiplantae; Streptophyta; Magnoliopsida; Solanales; Convolvulaceae
Source: the annotation of a GenBank genome assembly